AUGCGAUUUUCGUACAUUUCUAGUACUUUUGAAGACUAUUUACAUAUAUUGAAGACUAAAAUCAACCAAGCCAAGGACCAUGUGAGAGUUGGAGAAGUUGGCGGUAACACGUUAGGUUUUUACGGCGGAAUGUUUUCACCUGACGGCCUGAAAAUCAUAGCUCAUGGCUAUCAAGGCGCUUUUCAUCAUUGGUCUUUAAAUCAGAUAACCAAUCAAUGGAAUCCGUCUGUCACUGGUGGCGGUCAUUUUGAGAGUGUUGAAGAUAUAGAUUGGGAUCGUAGUGAAGGAGAGUUUCUGUUGUCAACCAGUGCUGAUCAAACCACCAGACUACAUGCUCCUUGGGUCCAUAGCAACAGACCGGCGGCUCUUUCUGAAUAUAAUAGAAACGGUCAGUUAAAACACAUGGUAACCAGGAUUCGACGUGAUGCUCAAACUUUCGAUAGGUGGGUGAUCUUCAGUAACACUUAUCAAUUCAGACAUCAGUAA
Molecule: messenger RNA, 486 nt
Organism: Lottia gigantea (owl limpet)
Lineage: Eukaryota; Metazoa; Mollusca; Gastropoda; Lottiidae
Exons: 4
Coding region: 1-486 (161 amino acids)
Biological process (GO): tRNA wobble uridine modification
Cellular component (GO): elongator holoenzyme complex
Molecular function (GO): protein binding
Source: RefSeq, a predicted model, not a curated record